ACUUAUUAGAGUUUAGAGUCAUUCCGGUGUUCUGUUUUUGGUCGGUUGAUCACUAAACCUAAUACGGCUAAUAGCUUCGUCUUCUCUCUAAGUAGUCAGCCGUCCUCUCAGACAAUAUCAUACUAAACCCCCCUUUAAACCCUGUUUUAGGGUUUAUCAUCACUACAAAUUCCUCUCUUCAAAAAUAAUAGUCUCCGUUUUUUAGGGUUUAUAUUCAUCAAAAAGAAUUUCUUUGUCUAUCUUCCACCAUGAAUUACAGGUUUCAAAAUCUUCUUGGAGCUCCAUACAGAGGAGGAAAUGCCAUUAUUACCGGAAAUACCCGCUUAAUUUCAUCGGUGGGUAAUCGGAUAUCAGUCACAAACCUUGUUAAAUCGGAGACAAUAACUUUACCUUGUCAAUUUUCAUCAAAUAUUUCUCGAAUUGCUGUAUCGCCGGAUGGAAACUUUAUCUUGGCAGUUGAUGAGAAUAAUAGGUCUCAAUUUAUUAAUCUGCAUCGUCGAAUUGUACUCCAUAGAAUCACAUUUAAGGGUAAAGUUUCUGCCCUUGAAUUUAGCCCUAAUGGCCAUUUUAUUGCUGUUGCUAUUGGUAAAUUAAUUCAAAUUUGGAGAUCACCUGGUUUUAAGAAGGAGUUUUUUCCAUUUGAAUUAGUUAGGACUUGUGCUGAUUUUGAUGAUAGGGUUACUUGUUUGAAAUGGAGCCCCGAUUCGGGUUAUUUGCUUGCUGGUUCUAGGGACUUGACUGCUAGGAUGUUUUGUUUGAAGAAAUUGGAUGAGAAAAAGAAUAAUAAACCGUUUUUGUUUCUAGGUCAUAGAGAUGUUAUUGUGGGUGUGUUUUUUGGUCUUGAUAACAAGACGGGUAAAAUUUUGAGGGUUUACAGUGUUUCUCGUGAUGGGGCUUUGUUUAAUUGGGGUCCAAAUUUUGAUGGUGAUAUGCUUGACCCGCCUUCUCCUGGUACACCUGAAAGAAUGGAUGAGGAAGGUGGUGUUGCUGCUAAAGAUGAUAAUGCCAUUGAGAAGGAGAAAAAACGGAAAGAAUUUGAUGGGAAGGACUUUGAGGAUGAGGGCAGUGAGAUUUUACUGCAUAAGAUCAAGUGGGAAUUGCUUAAAAAGGAUUACUUUAUGCAAGCACCAGCUAAAGUCGUGGCGUGUGAUUAUCACCAAGGCCUUAAUCUUGUUGUUGUAGGGUUUUCAAGUGGCGUUUUUGGUUUGUAUCAGAUGCCUGAUUUUGUUUGCAUUCAUUUGUUGUCUAUAUCAAGAGAGAAGAUCACUACUGCUUCUUUUAAUGAUCUUGGUAAUUGGUUGACAUUCGGGUGUGCAAAGCUUGGCCAGCUACUUGUGUGGGAAUGGAAAUCAGAGAGUUAUAUAUUGAAGCAGCAGGGUCAUUAUUUUGAUGUGAAUUGUCUUGCUUAUUCACCUGAUUCUCAGCUCCUGGCUACUGGUGCUGAUGAUAAUAAAAUCAAGGUUUGGAAUGUUUCGUCUGGCUUUUGCUUUGUGACAUUUCCUGAGCAUACUAAUGCUGUGACAGCCCUCCAUUUUAUGGCCAACAAUCAAAGCCUUUUAAGUGCUUCUUUGGAUGGAACAGUUCGUGCGUGGGACCUUUUCCGGUACCGAAACUUCAGGACAUUCACUACUCCAUCUUCUAGGCAGUUUGUUUCAUUGACUGCUGAUCAGAGUGGUGAAAUUAUAUGUGCUGGAACUUUAGAUUCAUUUGAGAUAUUUGUUUGGUCGAUGAAAACACAACGCUUACUUGAUGUUUUAAGUGGUCAUGAAGGUCCUGUUCAUGGAUUAAUGUUUUCUCCAACAAAUGCAAUUUUAACUUCGUCUUCAUGGGACAAAACUGUGCGACUUUGGGAUGUUUUUGAAGGGAAGGGUUCUGUUGAGACAUUUCAGCAUGUCCAUGAUGUUCUCACUGUUGUUUACCGUCCAGAUGGAAAACAACUAGCUUGCAGCACGUUAGAUGGCCAAAUUAAUUUCUGGGAUCCCUUUGAGGGUUCAUUAAUGUACACUAUUGAGGGUCGUAGAGAUAUUUCUGGAGGUCGGUUGAUGACUGACCGCAGAUCAGCAGCUAACUCUACUUCUGGAAAGUACUUCACAACCUUAUGCUAUUCUGCUGAUGGAAGCUACAUACUGGCUGGUGGAAAUAGCAAAUUUAUCUGCAUGUAUGACGUUGCUGAACAGAUAUUAUUGCGUAGGUUUCAAAUAACUCACAACCUUUCACUUGAUGGAGUACUGGACAUCUUAAAUUCAAAAAAGAUGACAGAAGCUGGUCCACUGGAUUUGAUUGAUGAUAUCAAUAGUGAUGAAGAGGAAGGAAUUGAUAAGCAAACACGGGGAAAGCUGGGUUUGGAUUUGCCAGGAUCUACAUCUAACCGUGGUAGGCCUGUUAUUCGGACAAAGUGCCUGAGAAUUGCACCUACUGGGCGCAACUUUGCAGCAGCAACAACUGAGGGUGUUCUGAUUUAUUCUGUGGAUGAAUCUUUUAUUUUUGAUCCUACUGAUCUUGACGUAGAUGUUACUCCCGAGGCGGUUGAUGCAGCUCUUAAUGAAGAUCAACCAAGUAGAGCUCUAAUUCUAAGUCUUAGACUAAAUGAGGACUCGCUCGUGAAAAAGUGUAUUCUUGCUGUUAAUCCUGCCGACAUAUCAGCCGUUGCUUCAUCAAUCCCUUUCAGAUACUUGCAAAGAUUAAUUGAGGCGUUAACAGAACUUCUCGAGGGUAGCCCCUUUUUGGAAUUCAUUCUUAGGUGGUGUCAGGAAAUCUGCAAAGUCCAUGGUCAUUCAAUCCAACAAAAUUCGAAAAACUUACUUCCAACCUUGAAAUCCUUGCAGAAAGCAAUUACAAGUUCGCAUCAGGAUUUGGCAGAUAUGUGCUCCUCUAAUGAAUACACACUAAGAUAUUUGUGUGCAUCAAGCGUGAAAAUAUGACUUGAAUGGGAUAUGAAUGAUAGAAUCAUCUUAAUGUCUUAAUUUAUCUCCAUAAAGAAAGUUUGUCACCAAGUGACUUAUUUUUUUUUGUAGUUCUUUUUGUAUGUUAGUUCUGAGCUCGAGUUAUUAGGAGAAUGCUCUUCCAUGUAGAUCAUCAAGAAGCUUACUAGUUUUGAAAAUAGGCCUAGUGAUAUUAAUUGGUUCAAAGCUUGAGUAUUGUUGUAAUCUAUUCCACAUCAAAACUUUGUUAAAUGGUGUUUAUUGUUGAAUCGAUAUUCUCAAGGAUUUUUGAA
Molecule: messenger RNA, 3214 nt
Organism: Amaranthus tricolor (Joseph's coat)
Lineage: Eukaryota; Viridiplantae; Streptophyta; Magnoliopsida; Caryophyllales; Amaranthaceae
Product: periodic tryptophan protein 2
Exons: 7
Coding region: 249-2921 (890 amino acids)
Biological process (GO): maturation of SSU-rRNA from tricistronic rRNA transcript (SSU-rRNA, 5.8S rRNA, LSU-rRNA); ribosomal small subunit assembly
Cellular component (GO): small-subunit processome; Pwp2p-containing subcomplex of 90S preribosome
Molecular function (GO): protein binding
Source: RefSeq, a predicted model, not a curated record